AUGGCGCAUGCCAUUCGCUCCAUGAACGACCUGAGCGGCCCCAUCGCCCUUCGCGACCGAUCCUUGAUCGCCUCCUCCGACACCCCUCCGGCCAUGCGCAGCGUCGUCUCGACCGCCCCGAACUCCCCAGAAUUCAGACAGAACUCGGGAGGCACCACCCCGCGCCUUCGCCCGCACCCCGCCACGCUGAACGUCCCCGGCAUGACCGUGUCUAGAGCCUCGCCGGACGGAAAGAUUAGCGACCGCGAUGUGGCUGCGAAGCUCGUCAUCAUUAUGGUGGGCCUGCCCGCCCGAGGAAAGUCGUACAUCACCAAGAAGGUCCAACGAUACCUCUCUUGGCAACAGUACAACUCGCGCAUCUUCAACGUUGGCAACCGGAGGCGCGUCGCCGCAGGCCUGACCUCGCCCAUAAAGUCGGUGCACUCACCGGCCCCAAUCAGACUCGACCCCCCGGCUCAGGCUGCUUCGAUCUUGCUUAACGGGCAUGUACCGCAGAGCAACCACGAGCCUGCCAAGCUGAACCUGAACGACGACUCUAACGACACCAUGGACCAGUCCGCCAAGUUCUUCGAGCCAACCAACGAGACCGCGGCCAAGCUCCGCGAGCAGGUGGCCCUGGACACUUUGGAUGAGCUUUUGGACUACCUUUUGCAUCAGGGCGGCUCCGUCGGGAUCCUCGAUGCGACCAACAGCACGAUCCAACGUCGUCAGCUUCUGGUUAACCGGAUCAAGGAGAGGGAGCCCAAGCUUGGAAUUCUCUUCAUCGAGAGUAUCUGCCACGACCAGAACUCCCUUGCGGAUUUUAAGAGACGCGUCGCCGCGUAUGAGAGUGCCUACGUUCCCAUUGGCGAAUAUGAGGAGAAGAAUGACAUGCAGUACAUCCAGAUGAUUGAUGUUGGCCGGAAGCUGGUCCAGCACAGACUGCGAGGCUUCCUCAGCGGAGGCAUCAGCUCCUAUUUGACGACAUUCAACCUGGCGCCGCGGCAGAUAUGGCUUACCCGGCACGGCCAGAGUGUUGACAACCGCCUCGGAAAGCUUGGCGGAGACUCGGAGCUGACACCCGAUGGAGAGCAAUACGGAAAGGCUCUCCACACCUUCGUCACCCAGAAACGCAAGGAGUGGCUCAUUGAGCAGAAGGACAAGAUCGCGCAGUCGUCCUUCCCGCCCAAGGCCGGCGACCACACGCCGCCCUACCCCGAGCUGAACCGCGAACUAGAGGAGAAGAACUUUUGCGUUUGGACGUCGAUGCUGAAGCGCAGCGUCCAAACUGCCACAGAGUUCGACAAUGACGAAGAUUACGAUGUGAAGAACUGGGCGAUGCUCAACGAGCUCAAUGCAGGCCUCUUUGAGGGCUUGACGUAUGAGGAGAUUGCCAGAAGAUUCCCUGGCGAGUACAGGAAACGCGCCGACGACAAGCUUCACUACACUUACCCGGGCGUCGGUGGAGAGGGAUACCUCCAGGUUAUCGCACGUCUGCGCGACAUGGUGCGUGAAAUUGAGCGCAUUGAGGAUCACGUCCUUAUCAUUGGACACCGUUCCGUCAUCCGCGUUCUCAUGGCAUACUUUAUGGAUCUCACCCGCAACGAGAUUGCCGACUUGGACGUUCCCCUGGGCAUGCUCUACUCUAUCGAGCCUAAGCCUUACGGUUACGACUUUCACGCGUACCGCUACCACGUGGACAAGGGAACCUUCUUUGAGAUUCCCAACUACCGCCCGCAGCGCACCGUCGAUCGUGCCGCUUGA
This is a messenger RNA of Colletotrichum spaethianum, 1743 nucleotides long. Its product is annotated as putative 6-phosphofructo-2-kinase. The record is from RefSeq and is a predicted model, not a curated record. The transcript has 4 exons. Gene Ontology annotation, biological process: fructose metabolic process; fructose 2,6-bisphosphate metabolic process. Gene Ontology annotation, molecular function: 6-phosphofructo-2-kinase activity; ATP binding. NCBI's taxonomy places the organism in Eukaryota, Fungi, Ascomycota, Sordariomycetes, Glomerellales, Glomerellaceae. Gene Ontology annotation, cellular component: cytosol. Bases 1 to 1743 code for a protein of 580 amino acids.